AUGAGGGAUUUGCUGAUUCAGAGAUUCAAAUUCCAUCCUGAGGAUAUUGAGCUUUUAACUGAUAAACCUGGAAGUUUGGUGAUGCCUACUGGUGCCAACAUCAUCAAGUCUCUUAACAGAAUGGUUGAUCAGGCUCAGCCUGGUGAUGUCUUGUUCUUUCAUUACAGCGGCCAUGGAACACUUGUAGAUAAAUCCUUCUUACCUUUCUCGAAAGAGGAGGCGAUCGUCCCUACCGACUUCAAUCUCAUAACCAAUGUGGAUUUUAGACAUCUCGUCAACAUGGUUCCAAAAGGAGCAACUUUCACCAUUCUUUCUGACUCUUGCCACAGUGGAGGACUCAUUGACAAAGAAAAGCAACAGCUUGUUGAAUCUUCAAUAAAUCAUGGCGCGGAGCAUAGUUCUUCCAUCACCAGCAGCAAGAACAAGGGCAUAACUUUAGAAUCUGUUUUGCAACACCUCUCCUCUUUGACAAACAUAAACAGCACAGAUGUGGGAACUCACUUGUUGGAGAUCUUUGGAGCCGAAGCGAGCCUUAGGUAUCGGCUUCCUCAGAUCGAGUUAGACAUGUUCAAGCCAAAUCAAGAUGAAGGAAUUCUUCUCAGCGGAUGUCAAACAGAUGAAACAUCAGCAGACGUCGUGUUGCAGAAUGGGAAGGCCUAUGGAGCAUUUAGUAAUGCAGUUCAACAAGUUCUGAAGGAAAAUUAUGAACCGUUGACUAACAGAGAGUUGGUUUCCAUGGCUCGGAAGGUUUUGAUGAUGCAUCAGUUUAAGCAACAUCCAUGCCUCUACUGCAGCGACCAAAAUGCAGAUGCAGCUUUCUUAAAUUGA
Messenger RNA from Oldenlandia corymbosa var. corymbosa, 828 nucleotides. The record is from the annotation of a GenBank genome assembly. Lineage: Eukaryota; Viridiplantae; Streptophyta; Magnoliopsida; Gentianales; Rubiaceae.